Molecule: messenger RNA, 1938 nt
Organism: Cornus florida
Lineage: Eukaryota; Viridiplantae; Streptophyta; Magnoliopsida; Cornales; Cornaceae
Product: RING-H2 finger protein ATL65
Exons: 1
Coding region: 359-1507 (382 amino acids)
Biological process (GO): protein ubiquitination
Molecular function (GO): transferase activity
Source: RefSeq, a predicted model, not a curated record
GAAGUCUAAUUUAAGUGCAUAUGGUACCAUUAAUAACAAUAUUUAUUUUCUAUUUUAUAAUCAAUAAUCAUCAAACAUAAGUCAAACAUCACUUGGAAAUCGGAGGGUUCGCACAUUUCUUGGUGCAGUACCUCAACACAGAAAAAUAAAGCUCGUGCAUUAAAUUCACAACGUGUCCGUUGGGCCACAACUCCAUCGACAAAUCGUAACAAAAGAAAGCUCCCACAGUCAUGAGUCAACCGAAGCACCAAUCCCCCAAACCUCAAUCACUUCACACCACCACCACCACCACCAAACCAGAGCCUCUCAUCAUCAUCAUCAUCAUCAUCAUCAUCAUCACCAUCACCAUCAGACAAUCAUGAUGAUCAUGAUUAUGAUAAGUCCUGCUCAGUCACCGGAGGAGCAACUUAAUAAGGCCACGUCAUCACCACCACCAUCCAACCUUCCCGUUGAUUUCAGCCCUCCGUUGAUCGCCAUGGUUGUCAUCAUCGCCACCGCUUUCAUCAUCGUCACCUACUCUCGCCUCAUCUCCCGCCACUUAGUCCACCUCCACCGCCGCUGGCGUCGUUGGCGCCGCCGCCGCCACCUCCUCCGAUCCUACGUACCCUCCUCCACCGGCGACGCCUCCUUCGAGUCUCCGCUAUACGACUUCGAUUCCACAGCCGAUGGCUUCUGCAUGUACGGCCUAGACGAGUCCGUUAUCAAGACCAUUCCUCUAUCGGUCUACACCAGAAAAAGCAACGUUUACGAGUGCGCUGUUUGUCUUAUUGAGUUCGAAGAGAACGAUUACGUUCGCACUCUUCCGGUUUGUGCUCACGCGUUUCACGUUGAUUGUAUUGACAUAUGGUUAAGAUCACACGCCAAUUGUCCUCUGUGUCGCGCCGGAAUAUUCCGACCGGAAUCUCCAUUCAUUCCGGUCAUGGCCGCCAGAAUACGGCCGAGUCUCGACGACGUGAUCAUCGAGGGAACCAUGCUCGGACCGUUGACUGAAGUUCCGCCGGAAUCUGACACUGCAGCAGACGGAGAUGAGAUUGUGCCGGAACCGAUGAAUCCGUCGGAGGAUCGUUUCAACGGCGGGACUGAAUUCUUGCUGAAGCGAUCGUACUCGUUCGGAUUCGAACGAAAUUUGGGAUCGGAGAGGUUGAUGAUGGAGCCGGCGACGGCGUCGCCGUGGAGGUACCGGCGGGGAGGAGGCUUCUGGAGCAAGAGGCCAUCGCCGUUCAGUUCGUUGAUGAAACCUAGGGUUUUCUCGUUCAGAUACUACAGGGGGAUGAACAUGAAGUCUCCUUUUUUCCGGAGGCGGGGAUCAGGAGGCGGAGGAGGAGGAGGAUUGUUUCCGUUGUCGGAGAGGUUCGCCGGCAAUGGCGGAGGAGGAUCGUCAAGGCGGACCAAGUCGUUGACGAGCCCGAUGUUCAUGAGAUCUUCCGGGGGAUUGUUCUCGUCCAGUCGACUGAGGAGUGGAGAUCCGGAGGCAUUGCUGUCACCAGAGAGAUUCAACAGAAGGUAGACGAUGGUACGAUCAUCGGAAAAAGGCUUACCGGAGUGGAGUGGAGUGAGUUGGUGGUUGUAGCGGUGGUGGGAAUGGGGUCAGAUGCUUUAAUGGAGGGUCGCAUGGGUAAAUUAAUGAAUUGCACUGCCAUUUGUAGGCGGUCAUUAAAUGGGUGGUGGGAGGGCAUUUAAUGAAAAAUUGACGAGAGCGUGGGAUCUUUUAUUCUCUCUCUCUCCCUCUUUUUCUCUCUCUAUAAGAUCAGUAUACUUGUAUCGAUACAUAUAUCUAUAUUUUAUAUACAUGUAUAUAUAGCGGUGGUUUUCGUUUAGCCCCUCUGUGGUUUUGUAGACUUAUAGUCACCCACAAGAGUUUGAAACAGCUGAGGCAGGCAACUCGUUUAUUUUUUUUUAAAAGUUACAGGCAAUUCAUUGUUGGCACAUUGACAUGUA